AGCAUCUUCCACCUCUCAACAUCGAGUGAUUGUCGCGGGUGGGCAGCGAAAACGGCGCCGUGCGUUUAGGAGGGAGGGUAGGGUGUAUGUGAGGAGGAGGAGGAUGGGAGGUCAGGGAUUAUGAAGAACCAAGAACACUGCUGUGACACUUGAAACUCAUCUUCUUGGAAAGAAAGAAGUCACUGAAGUAGCAUGAUGGAUAACCGUUUUGCCACUGCUCUGGUAAUCGCUUGUGUGCUCAGCCUUAUCUCCACCAUCUACAUGGCAGCCUCAAUUGGCACAGACUUCUGGUAUGAGUAUCGCAACCCAUCACCUCCAGAAAAUAAUAGUGAACCUAACAAGGCCUCCUGGGAAGAAUUCAUCUCUGAAGAUGCAGAUGAAAAGACAUACAUGGAUGCACUCUUUCAGUGGAAUGGCACCAUUGGGCUGUGGCGCAGGUGCAUCACAACAACUGAAAACUCUUAUUGGUACAAUUCUCCAGGUGAGACAGUGACGAAGUGCAUCAGUUUUUCCCUUUCAGACCAGUUUAUGGAAAAAUAUAAGGAACCUGGGAAUCACAACAGUGGCAGCGACCUGAACCGUACCUACUUAUGGCGUUUGCAGUUCCUCCUGCCCUUUGUCAGCCUCGGCCUGAUGUGUUUUGGGGCUCUUAUUGGGCUCUGUGCUUGUGCCUGCCGCAGUCUGUACCCUGCUAUUGCCACAGGAGUCCUCCACUUCUUAGCAGGUCUGUGCACACUGGGUUCCGUCUGCUGCUACGUUGCUGGGAUUGAGCUGCUCCAUCAGAAACUGCCCCCUCCCGAGGGUGUGCAGGGCCAGUUUGGCUGGUCCUUCUGUCUUGCCUGUGUCUCCGCCCCUUUGCAGUUCAUGGCUGCCGCCCUCUUCAUCUGGGCUGCACGUACUAACAGGAAGGAAUUCACACUCUUAAAAGCAUACCGAGUGGCAUAACAGGAUACUUUUCAUUGCUGUUCAUGCCAUGUUUGAUUCUCCACGCGCGCCCCCCGCCCCCCGCCAACUUCCUUUUAAUUAGUCAGGUAUCUGUUCUACAGAGUGUGCGUUUCUUGCCAAUGGAAAUUAAAAGGUCUACAAGUGUUCAAGUUAAAAGACUUUUGGAGGCCAAAUGACCAGGAAUAGCUUUUUCUUGCCAGAUGUCAGAAGGAUUUUAACAAGCCUUUAAGCUGAAAAAAAAACCCUAUAAUUUUGAACUGUCUUACCUCAAGGUACUGUUUUUUUCCCCCACAUCUAAGGAAAUUCAGAGAGCAGCAUAAGAAAAGGAGAAAGAAAAUGUGAUCAUGUGAACUUUGGCAGUAUAUGUAUUGUGACCCAUUAGGAGAUGAAUCAGUUAAGCUUUUUUCAUAGAUUCAGUUACUGUGGUAUUUCCAUAUAGUUUAUAACAUUGUUUUAUUUUCCCUUGUAUACCAUAUUCCUUACCACCUGGACCAUCCUGGUUUGUUUCAAAAAGGCCACUAACCAGCCGUCAGCUUCUCAAUUCCUGCAAACUGAUGUCAGGGUUGUUUUUCUACGAAUAGAAGGAAUACCCACUUCAUUGUUUAAUUUCCAAUUUGAUUACUCUAUGUAUAUACAUAUAUAUAUAUAUAUAUAAAUCCAACUUUUAAAACCCUUAUUUAUUUAUGCAGUGCACUACAUGACUGAAUUUUUUGUAUAAUUAUUAUGCUUUUGUCCCCUGGAUUAAAACGUUUGUUAAAAAAUAAACCAUGACUUUUA
Messenger RNA from Sphaerodactylus townsendi, 1722 nucleotides. RefSeq names its product claudin domain containing 1 (gene CLDND1). Gene Ontology annotation, cellular component: membrane. Bases 193 to 945 code for a protein of 250 amino acids. Lineage: Eukaryota; Metazoa; Chordata; Lepidosauria; Squamata; Sphaerodactylidae. The record is from RefSeq and is a predicted model, not a curated record. The transcript is spliced from 6 exons.